AUGUUGCAGGGCAACUCGAGCGCUGGUUAUCUCGCACUGGUCGAGACCGAUUUUAACAACAUGUUGCUGGCCAACUUUUGUACAGUUGCCGCCAUGAUGCUUCUUCUGUAUGAUUACAUUUUGACAUUCGCUCAAGAAAUCCAAUGUAUCUGGAGACGCAAGUUUUCCGGUGCAACCGUUCUCUUCUUUCUCAAUCGCUACCUCAGCAUCAUAUACCGCAUCCUUAUGCUACUAGUCAUUCUUCCCUGGCAAUACCUGCCUCAGCAGACUGCUGAUGAUGUGAUAACGAUCAUGUUGGACCUGAUCCUUGCUGUUUUCACGUCUUUGCGACUAUACGCUAUCUGGAACAGGGAUCGUCGAAUACUGAUUGCUGUUAUAUUGCUGGGGCUGGUGUCACCCGCCGCCAAUAUUUUCUAUUAUACGACACUCCAAGAAGAGGCUGCUCCUCCGCCCCUUUAUGGCUGUGCGGUGCGGGUUCAUAUGAGUGCGUCAGCGGGUGAAAUGUCAGUACCUGUUGGUCUGGUUGUAAUGCGACUGGCUGAUAACACUUUUAGCUUCGCCAUUUUCAACUGCGUUUUUGCUAUAUGCUCGGACGCCAUUGUCCUGAUUCUCACCUGGCUCAAAACAGCGGAGAUACAGCGAGCUUUUUCUUCUGCUCACGUGAAAGGAGGAAGCAUCUCAAGCUUGAUCCAGAGGGAUGGAACUGUCUAUUUCUUGACGUUACUAGUUCUGAACGUUGUCAAUCUGAUAGCGAUCAAAUUUCAGGACUAUGGUUGUAUUCCAGCUCUCACAGAAGUGCUAAGCUCGAUAUUGAUAUCGCGCUUCCUCCUUAAUCUGCGCGGCGUGUACCUCUCCGACUCUGAAUUACAAGAAGAUGCCAUCAACAAACUUUCCACUAAUCGUGAUUUAGGGACAUCUCAACUCUCUUCCCUCCGCUUCUCCUACAGCAUUGCAGGCAACCUCGGUGCCCCCUUGAACGACCUCCUGAGCGACGCAUAUUUUGAUGGCGGGAGCGAGCAUUCUUCCGUGCACGACGAUGUGGCAUACAUUUCUGCAAAUCCCCUUGCAGUCGGAUUCUUCGUGGACCACGCCGAGGACGAAGAUAUGACUCCUGAUAUACAAACACUCAAAGAGUACGCAUUUGGUUUUAGUGUUCAGAUAGUGCUGCGUGUGUGA
This is a messenger RNA of Fibroporia radiculosa, 1176 nucleotides long. RefSeq lists its product as uncharacterized. The record is from RefSeq and is a predicted model, not a curated record. Bases 1 to 1176 code for a protein of 391 amino acids. The transcript has 11 exons. NCBI's taxonomy places the organism in Eukaryota, Fungi, Basidiomycota, Agaricomycetes, Polyporales, Fibroporiaceae.